Glycine soja is the source of this 1735-nucleotide messenger RNA. RefSeq names its product protein MANNAN SYNTHESIS-RELATED 1-like. The transcript is spliced from 6 exons. The record is from RefSeq and is a predicted model, not a curated record. Bases 187 to 1422 code for a protein of 411 amino acids. NCBI's taxonomy places the organism in Eukaryota, Viridiplantae, Streptophyta, Magnoliopsida, Fabales, Fabaceae.
AGUUGGUAUUAGCGUUGUAUAUGUAUCAUGUAUGUAUUUGUAGAGUGAGAGAGUUUGGGUUGUGGGCUGCUCCAGCCUCUGUCUGUGGUUGGUCUUAUCUUUUGCUGAAACUUGAAAUUGAAUCUCUCUCAAGCUUCCUUUCUUAAAAGGUUAGGAAUUUGAAGCAGAAGUAAGAACUAGGAAGAGAUGGGAGUGGAUUUGAGACAAGUGGUGGCAGGUGUCCUCACCCUCACAAUGUUUGUCAUGCUUGGAAAUAUGAUCAAAAGAGACCACUUCGAUAAUUCACUUCAAGAAAAGCUUCCAGGAGGAUCGGAAGAUGCCAACUUUGAGACUGCUACGUUUGAUGCUACUCAUGUAAGAAAGAAUAUAGGGCUUUGGAAGGGAGAUGUGGAUGACCUAAAACCGUGUUGGGUUAAGCCAUCUUCUGAUGAUGUGGAGCAGACCCAAGGAUUUGUUACUUUUGCGUUAACCAAUGGCCCAGAGUACCAUAUUUCUCAGAUAGCAGACGCAGUGAUUGUUGCUAGAAAUCUGGGGGCAACGCUUGUGAUGCCUGACAUCAGAGGAAGCCAACCUGGUGACAAGUGGAAUUUUGAGGAUAUUUAUGAUGUUGAUGUGUUCAUGAAAAGCAUGGAAGGGGUGGUCAGAGUGGUAAAGGAUCUUCCUACUCGUAUAUCAACACGAAAUAUUGCUGCUGUGAAAGUCCCUAAUCGGGUUACAGAAGAUUACAUAGCUGAACAUGUGGAGCCAAUAUACAGAACAAAGGGAAGUAUAAGACUUGGAACUUACUUCCCUUCAAUAAACAUGAGAAAGGCAGGGAAAAAGGGUGACACUGAUUCUGUUGCAUGCUUAGCAAUGUUUGGAAGUUUAGAGUUGCAGCCAGAAAUGCAUGAAGUGGUUGACUCAAUGGUUGAAAGACUAAGAACUUUAAGCCGAAAUUCAGAUGGGCAAUUCAUAGCUGUGGACUUGAGGGUUGAGAUGUUGAAUAAGAAGGGCUGCCAAAAUAGUGAUAUUGAUGGGGAGAAAAGCUGCUACAAUGCACAAGAGAUUGCAGUAUUUUUGAGGCAGAUUGGUUUUGACAAGGAUACCACAGUUUAUGUGACUGAAUCAAGGUGGGAUAGCAGCCUUGAUUCUCUCAAGGAUUUGUUCCCUAAGACUUACACAAAGGAAGCCAUCAUGCCGGCAGAUAAGAAGAAAAAGUUCCUAGAUUCUGAAUUUGAGAAAGUGAUUGACUUUUACGUAAGUGCAGAGAGUGAUGUGUUCGUACCAGCAAUUUCAGGUCUGUUCUAUGCGAAUGUAGUUGGAAAGAGAAUAGGUUCUGGAAAAACACGCAUACUGGUUCCAGCUACAUCUGCUUCUGCCUCCAAUUUCCUCUCUCCUUAUGUCUCCAACAAAAACCACUUUGCUUAUUCUUGUUACUGUUAGCAGCAGCAGCAACAACAACAACUUUAUUUAUUUAUUAUGCUCCAAGACACAAUCUCAGUUUCCCAAACUACCUGCCCGUUAUGGCUUUUUGCUUUUCCAGGCGUUCACCAAAAAGGGUUCACCGUCAAAUGUGUACAGAGUGCUUUCUAUUCAUCACAUUUUGUUGUAAAAUUCUGGUUGCCUCAGUUUUUUAUCUAUCAUAAUUGGUGGUGGUGAAACUAAAGAUAAUGUAUUUGUUUGAUCUCCAUGGUAUAAUGGCAUCGCAUGUAUUGGAAUUUUCUUUCGUGGUAAAAAGGUAUAUUUUUUCUUGGUA